Molecule: messenger RNA, 720 nt
Organism: Stegodyphus dumicola
Lineage: Eukaryota; Metazoa; Arthropoda; Arachnida; Araneae; Eresidae
Product: synaptic vesicle 2-related protein-like
Biological process (GO): transmembrane transport
Cellular component (GO): membrane
Molecular function (GO): transmembrane transporter activity
Source: RefSeq, a predicted model, not a curated record
AGUUUUGAAUUAACUUUCAUUGAAUUUAAAGGCAAAAAGAGAUAAAAAUAAACAAACAGCCAUUUUGAAAUUUAUGCAGCUGAGCUAAGUCGACGACGUACUUUCACAAUAAAUCAGCAUUGUUAAAGUAUAGGUAGCUUUUGUUUCCUGCUUCAAUAAACAAUGCGAAAACACGUACUUUGUGUGUCUCCGUUAAAUGGCGAUUUCCAAGCAUUUGACUUUAAAUGGUUCACGAAAUGCUGAAUAGACUGUAUUCAAAGAACACUGUAAAUACAACGCAUCUUGAAAAUUUUUGUUGGUCUUCAAAAUGAUAGAAAACAACUUAAGGCCAGGUAUGUCAGAAAGUAACAGGACUGAAGUAGUUUUGGAAAAUGGACCUACUGUUGAAACGGAUGCAAGUAGGAGAUUUACAGCAGAAGACGCAGCAAAAACAAUGGCGUUUGGAACAUUCCAAGUGAAGCUCAUACUUUUAUCCGGCACUGUUUGGAUGACCAGAGGCUUUGAAUUUGUGCUUUCUAACCACAUCGGUCCUUUACUGAGUUGUUACUGGAUAUUACCUUCUUGGAAAAUAGAAUUACUGACUGGGGUUUCUAGUGCAUGUACGGUGUUUGGCUGCAUCAUUUGCGGAAUGUGGUCGGAUAAGUUUGGAAGAAGAAUGGUAAAUAAUUCACUUAAUUUACUUUUAAAUUAUAAAAUAUUAUCGUGAAAAAAUAUUUAAAC